Molecule: messenger RNA, 3078 nt
Organism: Exophiala bonariae
Lineage: Eukaryota; Fungi; Ascomycota; Eurotiomycetes; Chaetothyriales; Herpotrichiellaceae
Exons: 2
Coding region: 1-3078 (1025 amino acids)
Biological process (GO): microtubule-based movement
Molecular function (GO): microtubule motor activity; microtubule binding; ATP binding
Source: RefSeq, a predicted model, not a curated record
AUGGUGUCCGACGGUGCUUCGUCAAUCUCGGUCACCGUUCGUGUACGGCCAUUCACCAUCAGGGAAGCUGCGCAACUCACAAAAUGUGACGAUUCUACAAUCUUCCUCGGCGAUGGCUCUCUCGCUGCCGCCCCUACCCCUAAACUCACACAGAAAGGCAUUCGUCCUGUAAUCAAAGUGGUCGAUGACAAGUGCCUUGUUUUCGAUCCUCCGGAAGAUAACCCUGUUCACAAAUUCUCCCGCUCCGUUGUCCCUACUGGAAAGCGAGUCAAAGAUCAAACCUUUGCAUUUGACAGAAUAUUCGACGAGAACGCCUCGCAAGCCGAAGUGUACGAGGCCUCUGCAAAGCCCCUGCUAGACAGUGUUUUGGACGGAUACAAUGCCACCGUCUUCGCCUACGGUGCCACUGGCUGUGGCAAGACACACACAAUCACUGGUACCGUCCAACAGCCAGGUGUAAUAUUCAUGGCAAUGCAAGAAUUGUUCGAACGAGUAGGCGAGUCUGCGGCGGAGAAGGUCACAGAGAUCACCCUUUCAUACCUCGAGAUCUAUAACGAAACCAUUCGCGACUUGUUGGCGCCCUCGACUUCGAAAGGCGGUCUGAUGCUCAGAGAAGAUGCCAACCAGACCGUAUCCGUUGCCGGUCUUUCGACUCAUCGCCCUCAGAAUGUGCAGGAAGUCAUGGACAUGAUCAUGAGGGGAAAUGAGCUACGAACAAUGUCACCGACAGAAGCCAACGCCACAUCUUCACGUUCCCACGCAGUCUUGCAAAUCAACGUGGCGCAAAAAGAUAGAAAUGCAAGCGUUGAGGAACCACACACUAUGGCGACUUUGAGUAUCAUUGAUCUAGCUGGCAGUGAACGUGCAAGUGCAACCAAGAACCGCGGCGACCGUCUCCUGGAGGGCGCCAACAUCAACAAGUCACUCUUAGCUUUGGGCAGCUGCAUUAACGCCCUUUGCGAUCCUCGCAAGCGAAAUCACGUUCCCUACAGAAACUCCAAACUUACCCGCCUACUGAAAUUCUCUCUCGGAGGUAAUUGCAAAACAGUGAUGAUCGUCUGUGUCAGCCCCUCGAGCGUUCAUUUCGACGAAACCCAGAAUACCCUUCGUUACGCCAACAGAGCCAAAAACAUUCAAACCAAGGUCACUCGAAACGUGUUUAAUGUCAAUCGGCAUGUCAAGGAUUUCUUGGUCAAGAUCGAUGAGCAGAUGGCAUUGAUUAAUGAAUUGAAGGCUCAGCAGAAAGAUGCCGAAGCCCUAGCCUUUGCCAAAUUCCGGAAACAAAAUGAGAAGAAGGAGAGCAUUGCAAGGGAGGGUGUGCAGAGGAUCAGAAGCGCUUUCGAAAACUCGGCCAACGAGCGGCAAGAAAGAACUGUCAACAUGGUCAAAUUGAAGCAGAUUGGAAGAAGAAUUGCCAUGUUGGCGUCCUGGAUCGCAGCUUUUGACGAAGUCUGUGAUAAUGCGGGGAGUGAUGAAGCCCUCAACAACAUGCAAGCAGUCAAGAAGACUGCCCAUGGAAUUAUGGUUGAACUGGAAACUAGUCGACAUCAUUGUCAACAGAAAGUUCAUAAAAGCUCUUGGGAUCGCGCAAUGAACACUGCUUUGGAGCACAGUCUGCGACAACUGAGCGAGGUUGACACUGGCGAUAUGGUUGAUUCAGAAAUGCUGCGCCGAGAGGUUGAGCUGCUCCGUUCAAGUGCUGAACGGGAAGCGCUGGCCGCUGUCGCCGACCAAGAAAAGUCUGGUGACGCACCAACCAUCCAGGUGUUGCUACGAGCUCUGUUUGAGGUGAUAUCGUCAAUUGAGAACUUGAAUCGCAUGACUGUGGAUGAAGCGGUCGAAGCAGCUACUCAAGUUCUAGGCAAGAUGUUGAAUGCUUCUUCCGCUGCCACUUCCUAUGUCGUUAAACCAGAUGGCAGCCUGGCUGCUGUAGAGGCAUUUGCACCAACCAAAGCAGGUACUCCGAAGAAACGAAAGCAAACUUUCAGCAACUCAAUCUUGGAAAGCAGCCCCUCGCGAGCUAAGACACUCCCUGUUCUAGUGCCACAGGUAUCAAUUGCAUCCCCGAAAAUGUCUCCACGACGACGAGGACUUCUGGGUGCCGCAAAGAAGGGCGUUUCUUUCACUCCUAAGAAGAAGAGAUCUCCAACUAAAAUCGCCAAGCGAGCGGUGAGGUGGAGGGAUGAUACAGAGGAUGGGGCUUUGGCAGAGUUCGAAAAGACACCACAGAAGUUCACCCCAUCACCCUGCGACGAGUCAACAAGCGAGAUCACCCUCCCUCAAGUCUCCGAUCUUGCAGCCUCGCUCGCACAGCUUCGCACUCAAUCUCCCGACUCGUCUCCCAUCCUUCCACCCCCCGAGUCAUCACUUGGUGCCCAGGCCAAGAGUUCCCGAUUUCAGGCAGGCUUCCUAUCUAAGAAAUACGAUGGCUCACCACUCUCUGCCAGUAUGUUGCCACCCAGAAUGACACCACUCUCGUCAUCAGACAGUGAAGGUUCUCCUUUGAGAGAGCUGGACGCUGGCAAAGCAUCUAACAGACGCUCGCUAGCCACUGUGAACAUGAAUAAACCAGCUAUGGAUGGAUCUGCAGACAGUGACAGUAUGGGGUCUUCAGCAUCAGGGUCUGAUAUCGAGAACCAAAAUCGAAAUGGCAAAGAUGAUGCUUUAAAGAUCCGCGAUGCAGUUCGGCGAUCGAGCUCGGUCCGACGCUCGGGAGUUAAUGGUUCACGAACGCAACGCCGCCGAUCACCUACUGCUGCGACAGCAACUGCAGGUUCACCGCCAAACGAGAACAUGUUCGGGCCAAGCCAUGUACGAAGAAUGGUGACGGGCAAGACCGAAAAAGAAAAUGAAUGGAGAGUGGGCGUCUUGAGCCCUCGUGUUCAAGGCGUCAUCAGCCAUACCAAAAGCUUGGGCGCACUCAGACGUACAACUUUGACAGGCUUGGAUGUCCGCUCAACUCCAACUGCCGCGGAGAGAUCAGGCGGCCGAAUGAGCUCUGUCACGCCUUCGCAUGGACACGCGUAUUCGUCCUCCAGAGGAAGCCUCAUGCCUGGGGGCAAGGCUGUCUGGCGUUGA